Penicillium alfredii is the source of this 1215-nucleotide messenger RNA. RefSeq names its product diphosphomevalonate decarboxylase MVD1 (gene mvd1). Gene Ontology annotation, cellular component: cytosol. The transcript has 2 exons. Gene Ontology annotation, molecular function: ATP binding; diphosphomevalonate decarboxylase activity. Gene Ontology annotation, biological process: isopentenyl diphosphate biosynthetic process, mevalonate pathway; isoprenoid biosynthetic process. The record is from RefSeq and is a predicted model, not a curated record. Bases 1 to 1215 code for a protein of 404 amino acids. Lineage: Eukaryota; Fungi; Ascomycota; Eurotiomycetes; Eurotiales; Aspergillaceae.
AUGGCAUCCUCGUCCUCCCAACCUGUUUACCGGGCCACUACCACCGCCCCGGUGAACAUUGCUGUCAUUAAGUACUGGGGCAAGCGGGAUGUCACUCUCAACUUGCCUACCAAUUCUUCGCUCUCUGUCACCCUCUCUCAGCGCUCUCUUCGCACCCUGACCACCGCCUCCUGCUCUGCCAACUACCCGACUGCAGACACCCUCAGCCUUAACGGCAAGCCCCAGGAUAUUCAAUCCUCAAAGCGGACUCUCGCCUGUCUCUCCAAUCUGCGUGCUCUCCGCCAGGCUAUUGAAGAUGCCGAUUCAUCGCUCUCCAAACUCUCCGCUCUGCCUCUCCGGAUCGUUUCCGAGAACAACUUCCCCACUGCAGCCGGUCUUGCCAGCUCGGCCGCCGGCUUUGCUGCCCUGGUGCGUGCAGUGGCGAACCUUUACCAGCUGCCACAAUCCCCGCGGGAUCUGAGUCGGAUUGCUCGUCAAGGCUCCGGCUCGGCUUGCCGUUCUCUCAUGGGCGGCUAUGUCGCCUGGCGCACAGGUGAGCUGGCUGACGGCAGCGACAGCCUGGCGGAGGAAGUCGCACCCGCAUCGCACUGGCCGGAGAUGCGUGCCUUGGUUCUGGUUGUAAGCGCCGAGAAGAAGGAUGUUCCCAGCACGGAGGGUAUGCAAACCACUGUUGAAACCUCGAGUCUGUUCGCGACGCGGGCCCAGGCCGUUGUCCCCGAGCGCAUGACCGCCAUUGAAGAGGCUAUCCAGAACCGGGACUUCCCUCGAUUUGCCGAGAUCACCAUGCGGGACUCUAACACCUUCCACGCCACGUGCUUAGACUCGUGGCCCCCGAUCUUCUACAUGAAUGACGUCUCGCGUGCUGCUGUCCGUCUCGUGCACGACAUCAACCGGGCAGUAGGCCGGACUGUCUGUGCUUACACCUUUGACGCCGGUCCAAAUGCCGUGAUCUACUACGAGGAGAAGGACUCAGCUCUUGUUGCUGGCACCGUCAAGGCCAUUCUGGGCGCGGAUACUGAGGGCUGGGAUGGCCCCUUCAACGAGAGUGUGGCCAAUGUCACUGCUCCCGGUGUUGCUUUGGAUCAAGUUGACUCUCGCAUCCUGAAUGUCCUCAAGGAUGGCGUAAGCCGUGUCAUCUUGACCGGUGUUGGCGAGGGCCCCAUCAGCGUGAAGGAGCAUCUGGUCACUGAGACGGGUGAGGCCAUCAUCCACUAG